AUUCGACGGCGAUGACGUAGCAGGAUUCUGAGGGGUUGAAUAACAACCGGUUUAUUCCGCUUAGCAACCAGUCGUCUGUGGUGGAUCUUCGGUGACGGUUAAAUCGCAGAAAGUCCAAGUUUUACUUCUUUUGACGGAUUAACACUGUUUAUUAAGGUUCUACAAUGAGGGCUGAAGCUAAGCUGCAAGACCAGCAGUGUCAAGUUAGUGAGGGAAUGCGUCUCAUUUUCAACCAGGAAUCCUCCCUGACGGACAGAUCUUCACGAUCAAGAAGUCGCAGCAGUAGCAGCAGUGAUGGUUCUUACUCCAGCAGUGAUAAAAGCAGAUCUCGCUCUGUGUCGCGGAGAUCACGGAGGCCACGACACAGCUCACGCUGCACUUCACCGUCAAGCAGCAGCCCCUGUUCUCGUUCUCGUCCACGCUGCUGCCGAGCUUCAGGUCGUUCCUGUUGUCGGCUUCGCAGCCGAUCUCGCUCUAACAGACCCUAUCCUAGGCACUCAUCCCGUUUCGGGCGAAGAAGAUACUCGCGCUCCAUCAGCCGAUCUUCUUCCCGAGAACGUUAUUACAGGAGGUCAAGGACUUCCCGCUUUCGCUCUCCAAGCUAUAGGAGAAGAGCCCCCUCGCCCUUGAGGAGAUCCUACAGCCCCAGGCCGAACUCUCCGGAACGUUCUUUGCAUCUUACUCAGAAAGACAAAAUGGAACUUCUUAACAUUGCCAGAGAGAAUGCAGCAAAGAUUCUGGGAGUAGAAGCAGUGAAGCUGCCUGCUAGUGUGAGGUGUUUCAAGGAACAAAUGAAAAAGACGAUAGCACCCGACACGGAGAAAAGGGUGAGAGCCGACCCGGUGGCAGUGAAUAAACCAUCACAGGAUGAAGGUGAGGCAAACGAAAAUGUUUCUAGAACGUCUCCUUCAAGGAAACCGAUUACCUUCAGUAUCAGUAACGUUGUCGCCAAGCCGCCCAGCAGCCCAACGCAUCACGUUACAGAGAGUAAGGUAACAUCCAGAGCAGACAGAAUUGGGAACAGAAUGCCAUAUGGAAGGUGGAUCCCUGUCAAGACAGUUUCCACUAAAAAGCGCUGAUCCUCUAGCAGUGGAGUUUAGUGUUGUAUAAUACUGUAUAUACUCUACAUUUUUUUAGGGGGGUAAAAAUACUGGAUUCAUAAGCCAUUUUUUGUUUCAGAUAUAAAGUGUUCAGAUAUAAUUAAGUUGGAAGAAGGCAAGAGGAUAUCGAAAGGUGGGAGGAUUUGUAUGUAACUUUCUUAAGCUGUAUAUAGUUUUAAUAAAGAUUCUAAAGUGAUGUGAUGUAAAAAUAAAAAAACUACAAAUUAAACAUAAAACUCUUCAAAGA
Messenger RNA from Tachysurus vachellii, 1347 nucleotides. Its product is annotated as arginine/serine-rich protein 1-like. The coding region runs from base 165 to 1079 and encodes 304 amino acids. Lineage: Eukaryota; Metazoa; Chordata; Actinopteri; Siluriformes; Bagridae. The transcript is spliced from 5 exons. The record is from RefSeq and is a predicted model, not a curated record.